Molecule: messenger RNA, 13067 nt
Organism: Canis lupus familiaris (dog)
Lineage: Eukaryota; Metazoa; Chordata; Mammalia; Carnivora; Canidae
Gene: ASXL2
Product: ASXL transcriptional regulator 2
Exons: 13
Coding region: 188-4549 (1453 amino acids)
Biological process (GO): positive regulation of transcription by RNA polymerase II; animal organ morphogenesis
Cellular component (GO): PR-DUB complex
Molecular function (GO): chromatin binding; peroxisome proliferator activated receptor binding; DNA binding
Source: RefSeq, a predicted model, not a curated record
UAGACCCCCGCCCCCCCCCUCCCGCGCACCACCCCCGCCGCUUCCUCUGCUUGGGUGCUCCUCCGGCCUGACUUCCCCUUUCUCCCACCUUUCCCGGCACCGCGGGAAAAGCAUCGCAGGGCAGAGCAGGCAGGGAGGGCGGCCGGAGCCCGGACACGGGAGCCUCCCAGUCAGUUCAAGACCCGACAUGAGGGAAAAGGGCCGUAGGAAGAAGGGCAGGACCUGGGCGGAGGCCGCCAAGACGGUCUUAGAAAAAUACCCCAAUACACCCAUGAGUCAUAAAGAAAUUCUUCAAGUUAUCCAGAGAGAAGGACUAAAAGAAAUCAGAAGUGGGACUUCUCCUCUUGCAUGCCUGAAUGCAAUGCUGCACACAAACUCCCGAGGUGAAGAGGGCAUCUUCUAUAAAGUUCCAGGUAGAAUGGGAGUAUAUACUUUGAAGAAAGAUGUGCCGGAUGGGGUGAAAGAGCUAUCAGAAGGUUCAGAAGAAAGCAGUGAUGGUCAGUCAGAUUCCCAGAGUUCUGAGAACAGCAGCAGCAGCAGUGAUGGUGGCAGCAACAAGGAGGGAAAAAAGAGCAGGUGGAAAAGGAAAGUAUCGUCUAGACUGUCACAGCCAUCCUCUCCCCAGUCAGGCUGCCCGUCACCCACCAUUCCAGCAGGUAAAGUCAUUUCUCCAUCACAGAAGCACAGCAAGAAGGCACUAAAGCAGGCUCUAAAACAGCAACAGCAGAAGAAGCAGCAGCAACAACAAUGCAGGCCAAGCAUGUCCAUCUCCUCCAACCAGCCUCUUUCUCUCAAGACUGUCAAAGCAGCCAGUGACUCUGUACCUGCCAAACCUGCAAUAUGGGAAGGAAAGCCAUCUGAUGGGCAGUCAAGUAGCCCUCAGAACUCAAACUCUAGCUAUUCUUGUUCAGUUCAAGUGGAAAACCCCUUGUUAGGCUUGGGGAAGAAGGCAUUCCAGAGAUCUGACAGGCUCCACACACGGCAGAUGAAAAGGACUAAAUGUGCUGAAAUUGAUGUUGAGACACCAGACUCCAUUCUGGUUAAUACAAAUCUCCGAGCACUGAUCAACAAACACACCUUUUCAGUCCUUCCCGGAGAUUGCCAGCAGCGACUGCUUUUACUACUGCCAGAGGUGGAUCGACAGGUUGGUCCAGAUGGUCUGAUGAAGUUAAAUGGCUCAGCCCUUAACAAUGAGUUCUUCACUUCAGCAGCCCAAGGCUGGAAGGAAAGACUCUCAGAAGGUGAGUUUACACCUGAGAUGCAGGUCAGAAUUCGACAAGAGAUUGAGAAGGAGAAAAAAGUAGAGCCAUGGAAAGAACAAUUCUUUGAAAGCUACUAUGGUCAGAGUUCUGGCCUGAGCCUUGAGGAUUCAAAGAAAUUGACAGCCUUGCCCAGUGAUCUCAAAGUAAAGAAAACCCCAGCUGAGCAACCAAAACCCAUGCUUCCUUCAGAGGCCUCACCUGUCAGUGUAGUCCCAGUAAUUCCCCAGUCAGGGUCUAAAGAAGAAGUGGUGCAAAUACCAUCCCCAGUAAGAAAAGAAGAACAUGAAAUCCAAGAUACGGUGCAGCCAAACCCCGAAUCCACAGAGCCCCUACUUUCCUCAGCAAGCAAUACACAUGAGCUUAGCAGCAUUCUUCCCAUCAAGUGCCCAAAGGAUGAUGAUCUCUUGGAGCAGAAGCCAGUUGCCUCUGCUGAACAGGAGUCUGAGAAAGAGAAUCAUCUCGCUACUACAACUCCUAAUUAUAACAAAGAUGAAGGCCAAGAGGCUUUAGUUAUGUCCCCAAACAAACCCAAGAGUCCUGGGGUGGAAAAACCAGUAAUGAAGCCCACAGCAGAAGCAAGUCCACAGGAGACCACUGCAAAAGAACCUCCAUCAACUCUGAUUGAUCACAGCCCAGAAAGCCUCAAGAGGAAAUCUUGUAUCAUCCAAGAAGAGGCCCCUGUGAGCUGGGAGAAAAGGCCACGUGUCACUGAGAAUCGCCAGCACCAGCAGCCAUUUCAAGUCUCUCCACAGCCCUUUCUCAGUAGAGGGGACAGGAUCCAGGUGCGAAAAGUACCACCUCUCAAGAUCCCGGUCUCCAGGAUCUCCCCCAUGCCUUUUCCUACAUCGCAGGUCUCUCCCAGGGCUCGUUUUCCAGUCUCCAUCACUAGUCCUAACAGAACAGGAGCCAGAACUCUUGCAGACAUCAAAGCAAAAGCCCAGCUGGUCAAAGCACAGAGGGCAGCAGCAGCCGCCGCCGCCGCUGCCGCCGCCGCAGCCACCUCCGUUGGAGGGACCAUUCCAGGACCUGGCCCAGGGGGUGGACAAGGUCCAGGAGAGGGUGGUGACAGGAAAACUGCUAGAGGGGGAUGUCCAGACUCAGACAGAGGUGACGCACCUGGAAAGGGCCCCACACUGGAAUUGGCAGGAACUGGAAGCAGGGGAGGUACGAGAGAGCUUUUACCCUGUGGUCCAGAGACUCAGCCCCAGUCUGAGGCCAAGACCCCAGACCAGGCACAGCCUCCUAGUGUCUCUGGAGCACAACUACAGCAAACCUCCUCAGUGCCUCCAACCUCUGCCGUCGGUGGAGCACGCACAGGUGUCCCAUCAGCAGCCCACACUAAUGCACCCCCACCAGCUGUAGGGAAACUGAAUAAUGAACAACUGAAUCCCACCAGGGCAACAGUCACAGUGGCCUCUCUGACCCACCCACAAGGCCCCAGUAACUGCAGACAGGAGAAAGCGCCUUCUACUCCAGCAGAUUCUGCCCUAAUCUCUGGUGCCUCACCUGUUUGUUUUGCAGCUGAUGGCACGGUUGAGUCUCGAGCAGGUUCUAGUAAGAAUAUACCAGAUCUUUCAGCCUCAGCGGAGACAGCUACUAGUACUUCGACGGAUAUGACUCCCUCUCCUUUAACAUCUUUAUUAACAACAGCCACUUUAGAAAAGCUUCCUGUACCCCAGGUUAGUGUAACUGUAGUACCUACGGGAUUAGCUACAUCCUCGAGCACUUUGCCAGUAGCUUCUAGCCUUAAAACUCCAGGAACUCCUUCAAAUAUGAAUGGACCCAUUUCAAGGUCAAGCUCCAGUAUCCCUGCAAAUAAUCCUUUGGUCACUCAGCUGCUUCAGGGCAAAGAUGUUCCCAUGGAGCAAAUUCUGCCUAAACCUCUCACCAAAGUUGAAAUGAAAACUGUUCCACUGACUACAAAAGAGGAGCCGGGGGUAGGAGCGCUCCCAGGCACCCAGGUGGCAGAAAACAGCAGCAGAGAGGAAGGUAGUGAGAGGCAGCCCCACCCGGCUCUGCAGCAGCUGGGUAAAGCCUUGCACAGUAAGCAGCUCCCCCAGGUUCCCAGGCCCCUUCAGCUCUUUUCAGGUAAGGAACUGAGGGACUCAGGCAUUGACACACACCAGUACCAGGAGGGGCUCGGCAAGGCCACCCAGGAUCAGAUCCUUCAGACUCUCAUACAGAGGGUUCGGAGGCAGAACGUUCUCUCAUUUGUGCAGCCCUCCCAGUUCAACUUCACUCACUCAGGUUUCCAGUUAGAAGAUAUCUCCACAAGCCAGAGGUUCAUGCUGGGUUUUGCUGGCAGAAGGACAUCGAAACCUGCAAUGGCAGGUCACUACUUACUGAACAUUUCCACCUAUGGCCGGGGUUCAGAGAGCUUUAGGAGGACCCAUUCCGUAAACCUUGAAGACCGUUUGUGUCUAAAUAGCCCAACGGAGGCCUUGAAAAUGGGAUAUACUGACUGUAAAAAUGCAACAGGUGAUAGUAGUAGCGGCAAAGAAGAAGAUACUGAUGAGGAAAGUACUGGUGAUGAGCAAGAAUCUGUCAUGGUGAAGGAGGAACCCCAGGCUACUCAGGGCUCUGGCAAGUGUGAAGCAAAUUCGGGACCCCACAGUAGAGAAACUCUGUCCACCAAUGAUUGUUUAGCAAAAAAGAAUGUGAAGGCGGAGACACCAGUGCAUGAGCAAACCACUUUAAGCAAGGAGAAUUACCUGUUCAGUAGAGGCCAAAUAUUGGAUGAGAAGACCCUAGCCAGAGAUUUCCUUCAGGUGGCACAGAAACAGAUGGCUCAUGCAGUGAGAGGGAAGACGAUGCGAACCAGCCCUGAGCUUUUCCAUUCUACCAGUCUCCCUCUGACUGCAGACAGUCCCACCCAUCAGCCGCUCCUGCUUCCACCCCUGCAGACCCCCAAGCUGUAUGGAAGCCCCACCCAGAUCGGGCCGAGCUACAGAGGCAUGAUCAAUGUCUCCACCUCGUCUGACAUGGACCACAAUUCUGCUGUCCCAGGGAUGCCUGAUGGCAGCCAGGUGUCUAGCAACGUAGGUGACGUCAUGUCCUUUUCGGUGACUGUCACUACUAUCCCCGCUAGCCAGGCUAUGAAUCCCAGCAGCCACGGCCAGACCAUUCCCGUUCAGGCCUUUCCUGAAGAGAACAGCAUAGAGGACACACCUUCGAAAUGUUACUGCCGCUUGAAAGCCAUGAUCAUGUGCAAGGGGUGUGGAGCAUUCUGCCACGAUGAUUGCAUUGGCCCCUCCAAACUCUGCGUUUCCUGCCUUGUCGUUCGGUAAUGCAGCUAGAGAGAGAACACAUCGUAAAGGAGGCAGGGAGGGAAGGGUUGAUGAGAUAAGGUUUUUUGCGUCCUUUUUGGGAAUCACAGAAAUAAAUAAGUAGGUUUCAGUUGUCUUAAGAGACAAAUGUUACUUAAUCAGGAAUACAGAGUACAGAUCUUACGUUUUAGAGGAAGAGCACCUUGUAUAGUAAGUCUAGGUCAAGCAAGACUUUGUGAAUUUGUGACAAGUUUGCACUUAAAAAAUCAUGUAAAUAUGUCACAUUUUGUUUUAACAUUGUUUUCCCAAGUGUUUAGGUAAUAAUGUAUUACUUUGAAUUCAGAUUUAUGUUUCACUUCACCAUGACUCUGAGAAAAGUUUAAUGCCAUGCAUGGUUAAAAGGAAGCUAUCUCUCUUUUUCUCUCCUUUCUUAAGAGACUAGGAAAAGGAAGGAGGGAAGGAACGGUCCGGAGAAAUGACCGUUCAAGCUGAUUAUGUCAUGACAGUCUGACCGCAGGCUUUACGUAGAUUAUUCAGCUUUUGCGGGAUUUAGAUUCAGGGUUUACUCAGUCCCUUUACCUUAGACAGAACCUUCUUAAGUUCAAAUUGUUGAUAAGGUAUUCAUUUCACAGGUGGUAAAUUCAGACUCUGAAAGCUCAUGACCUGGUUCUUGGCUUCCACAAACCAGUACCACCCCCAAGCUCUCUGCUUGCGGUUUGUGGACACCUGCCCUCCAGACCCCCUGCCCUGCCCUGAGAUGGUGAGUGUGGCCCAAGAGGGGUGUGCUGCCCUGGGCCCCUGCUGUUAGCAUAGCCUAUGCGGGGCCACAGUUCCAGCAGUAACACCGGGCACCUCGGCAGUCAUGGGAGCUUACAAACAGGUGUGAAAUACUAGUAUGGCAGUAACAAAAAAAUGUUAGUAACGGAUGAUUUGAACUAUGUGUUUUGUUGGGCAAGGGAAUAAAAAGUGCAGAAACUAAUAAACUGAACAUGAAGAACUUUGGAAAAUGAUUUUAACACUAGAAACAAGGUAGCCUCUCUUUUCUUCUUCUUGCCCAACUGUGUUCCCUAAUGUUCUGUAGUCCGCUGUUGUGCAGGAGGAAAAGAUCCUUUUUGCCACACUUGCCUGUUCUGUUAAGCCUAUUUUGACCUCCCCAGGCAUCUGAGGAGUAUAGAGUAAUCUUAUUAAAUAUUACUUUGAACACGAUGUGUGCGUGCACACAUGCACACACACAGUAAAAGACGCUUCUCCUGUUUUAGAAAAUAUGUCCUCUGUUUUGGAUGAUUGCUGUCUAUGCACUAGAAAUUUCUAAUGUAAAGGGACUUAAGUAAAUGGCUAAGGGAACAUCUAGAAAGGAAGAUUAUUUCCAAAGUUUUGUUGCUUAUUUUUGCUGACUCUCUUUUGUUUCCUUUGUUGUUGUUUUUUAAAUCUUGUCUCUAGUGACUGAAGAGUUUUUGAGUACAUAUACUUAGGUCAUGGUUAAAGGACAUUAAAAUAAAUCUACAAUUUACCAGAAUUUGGUAUUAAAGAAUUGGGUAUUGUCAAUGUGCAUCAUUUGCAUAUUGAUCUUAAGUUUCCUAAUUUCAAGUGUGUAAAGUAAAAAUAUUACCGCAACCUAGUACACCUGUAGUUGUACUUAGUAUUCAGGAUGUGAUAUUUACCAUAUGCAGAACAGUGUAAACUUAUUAAGUCACAUUCCAGAUUAGGAGAAAGUAGACAGUAAUUACUCUUUGCUCUUCCCUAUUCUGUUACCCAUUUUCCCCCACCCUCCUCCACAUUAUACACACUUUUAAUACUUUUGAAUCCCAUAAGAAACUUACUGCUUCACUGUUUUUCAGUUUUGGCUUCUGUUAUUUUUUGUGGCUUAAGGCAAAUAUAGGAUUAAUAUCUGUGUUCUAGUUUCAGCCAAGACAAUAGGAUGUUCUAACUUUCCUUUUCCUUCCUGCACACACAUAGCUAAAACAUAACGAAGGCUGCAUGGAUCCAGGGAUAAGGAAUAUUCUCAAGCCAGGAUCCAGGAGGAAACAAACAUGGUUCAGUUCCCCAAACUUCGAGUACUCUGGGUAGUCCAAGGGCAGGGGCUGGAAGGACCUAUUGCUGGUUAAAACUCUCCAUGCUCAGCUUCACUCUCUGCAUCAGGGCCAGGACCCAGGGCUGGUCUGCAUGCUGAAGUGCCUGAGUAGUUUGGAACUGACCCUGUGCUAAAACUAAAACAUUAGUUACCAAUUUGGCUUGAUCAAAGUGAAUUUUCUUCUUUGCACCUUUCCUGUCCUAGAAGAGUCUCUCCUCCAUGGUUCCCCUAAUCUGAGGUUGAACAGGUAAACCAGGAAAGGUAGAAUGGUUAUCAGGGAUUUUUAAGUCCACUUGGAGAGCAGACCGUAUUGUGCCUCUUCAUCUUGACCAGGCUCUUACAGAUAGGUCCCUAAGCAUUAUUAUUCCCCAGAUUCUCUUAACAAGCAAUACUCAGCUAAUAAAAUAUUGGCAUUUAUGAAUGUCCCUAAAACAGAAUUGGUCAACUAGGUACACUGCCUCAAUCUUGACAAAACGAGAGAAUAGGUUCUCUCAGGUUGGUAGUAAAUUGAAUACAGUCCGUUAGUUUGCUUCAAAACAGUGUUUUCAGAUAGAAAGUCAUUCAUUUUAAGAGCUGAACAGAAAAACAACAGCAACAAUCCAAACACAUUCCAGUCUGGCCUUUUGAAAAUGAAGCAGUAGGAACAAGGAAAAUCUUUAUAUUAUUGAGAGCAUGGUACUCCAGAACCAUGAAAGCAGUUUUUAUCUUAGGUUUUCAGAGUUGCUUUACCUUUCAGUUCAAUCUAAAAGGUUGCUAAUAAAUGCUAAGCUUUUUUUUUUUUUUUUAAUGAUAUUUAGUUGCACUAUUUCCAGUGACUAGUCAGGCAUUGUGCCUGAUAUUUAUGCCUCCAAGGGAUGUCUCUCGAGCCUUCAGGUACCUUCCAUUGUAGGUCACCUUGGGGAGAUAGCAUUAACAAUAAAUAUGUCAUCUCAGUCUUACUUAAUGAAUGUUCUGAGUUGUCUAGUAGAGAAGGCUCCCUGAAUCUUAAGAAAAAAUUUUGAUUAAAAUUCUCCAUCCUAUUAAGCAGAAGAUAAAGCCAAAUGACCUGGAGUUGAUCGCCCUACUCUUCCUUAACCCCUGUGCUCAAGAUACUGAAACUAUCUGUGGUAACCCAUGUAACAUUUCUAAGUAAGAUCUGGCAAAUGGGACAUUUUUGUUAGGAGUAGGGGAAGCAUACUUGCGUGGGCUGGGAAGGCACCCAGAUGUAGGUGUUUUAGGAAUUAUCUCAGAUUUAGAUAAAUAGCCAAAGGAAGACCUCAUUGCCUUCCUGGUGAAGGUGUAAAUUCAUACAUAUUGCUGACUUGACAGUUACCAUCCUAAUUGCUUAUUAUUGCCUUUCUCCACCUUAGAGCCCUUACAGAGCUCUUGGGUGAAAUGAUUUGUUAUAACGAUGGAGUCUUCUCUGGUCAUUACACCACUAUUUAUUUCUAGAACUCACUAUCAGUGAGUAGUGCCAGGGUUUUUCUCUUUGACCUAGAGGUUUCACUUCACAGCAAAGAGGGAAAAGUCCCUGUUGCAUUACCACAACUUGCUAAGUAAAAAACUUGGCCGACGGUAGUUUUCAGCUCAAUUUAUAGAAUAGUCCAAAGAGACUCUGAGAAACAUGAUGAUAGGCAGGGAUCUUUCCUCCCAUGUUUCAAUACCUACAUACCUAUUGAAAGGGAACAGUAGGUAAAACAUUUCCUAAAGUUGAAGUGAGAGCUUCAUAGAUUCUUGGUUACUUUAUUUUUUUUAAUGCUUUACAUUUGAUACAACUAUUAAAGAUCAAUUUUAAAAAUAGCUUUCCAGUAAUAUAUUUUAAGUAAUAUAUAUUUUAAUAUCUAUGUAAAAAGUGACAGUGGAAGACUUUGAAUUUCUCAUAUAUGGUAUGUUUAACGUAGGACCUCACUGUUAAGGCACAAAUUGUUACAAAGGAAGUUACUCUAAAGACACUCAGAUUAUUUCCAGAAAAUGCAAUAAGGGGAAUAGUUUUGAAGUUUAUUUUUUAUUUUAAAAGAAUAUCAACUUAUUUACCACAAGCUAUUUUUUUUCCUUCUGGCUUAUAAGGUUUGUACAGACUGGUUUGGUAAAUGCUAAACUUUUGUGUCUUUUUGCCUUUUUAAAGGAAUUGUUAACAUUGGAAUUGAGGGUAUGUACAGAGAAGUUGGUGUCAACACCAUUUAAAAAGUCAUAUUUUUUCACAAAUAUAGAAAAAUCAUUUUACAUAAGAAUUUUAAGUAUUUGCAAUAAAUAUAUGUAUAUAGAUUGUAUGUAUUCAUAUAUUCUUAUUUUUCAUUUUAUUAUUAAGUAAAAGAUAAUUAAAGUGAAAAUAAAAACCUUGGACUUUUUGGUGAAUCUUGAGGUCUGACAUCCAUCUGAGAGCGGUGUGGGUAAGGGCCCUCAGCUGUUGCCUUAUAUUAUUACCAUUGGAAGAUUACAACAGAUUGUAUAGAAGGGUAAAAUGAGAAAUUUGGUGAUAAACAAAUCAGGGUAGCAUAUUUCUUUCAGAACUCUAGUAAAAAUAUUAAACUUGCCUAAUCUGUCUGUCUCUGCUUUCACCCUUGAACUGUUCUGUCUCUUAACCAUGGGAUGUUACUGGGAACGUUGAAAAACAGACAAACACAAAAACAUGGUGCAUUCCUUUUUUUUUUUUUUAAUGUGCCCACUGUUUGCUUCUAAAACAAAGAAUGGUAAGAAAAUAUCUCAGGGGUAAAAAUAGGUUUUUCUUUCUCAACUGUGGUUAAUAAUUCAUUAGCAAACAUUCACUGCCACAACCUUCUAAGCGAUAGGAGUAUGUGAAGAAAUAAUCCCAUGAAGAUAAUCAAAAACUUGUUUUCUCUUUACCAGUUCUUCUCUGAGAAGUAAGUUUCCUAACUGGUUCUGUAUCCUUCCUGAUUGAUCCGGUGAGGGAGUUUCAAAACCAGUUUUAGGUCCUUCCUAAUUGAUCUGGAGAGCUAGAAGAGCUAGGAGAGCUUGGAUUUUGAUCUCCCCUGUGUCAGGAAGGGCAUUUAUGCAAAUGAGGACUCAGCCAGAUAUUAGGAGAGCUUAACUGCCAGUCUAUAUCCCAUACCUACAGAUAGCCUGGAAUCCUGCUGUUCAAGAGAAUUUUGUGGUUGCAAAUACUUGGUUUUAGGAUAUGAUUGAAGGAGCAAAAUGAUACCUAGAUAGUCUUUGGAAAUAGAUAUCUAGUCUAUUCUUUAAAAAUGAAUAAUUUAUAGAUUUAUUGAUGAAAUAAAAAAUAAGGUCAGAACUCCACGAAUGUAUCUUAGUGACCCAUGAAACUGACUCUUCUAGUUUCCUAGUUCUCCCCUUAAUUCCUCAGCUGUGAUUAUUUCACUGAUAAAAGUAGCAUAUUUUGGAAAUUAAUAAGGAUUUAUAGAAUGCUUUUUUUAAAAGAUUGCCUUGUUAUCUUUCAAAAAUUGAAAUUUCAAACAUUGGGGUUGCCCAAAGACAUUGAAGAUCAUUUACCACUCCAAGAGAACAGCAUUCUAAAUCUUUGCUUAAAAUAUGCUUUUUCUAAAGGAAAUUUUCGUAUGUCUCAGGGAACAUCUGCAUUCUUAUAAUUACCAUAUAUAAUAGAAGUGAAAGUGAAAUAUUUAAAUGUAUGUGAACCAGUCCAUUAUGGCCAUUUACAGACAGACACACACACACACACCGUUUCUAAUACAUAUUUAUAAUUAUUUAAAUGGGCCUCCUACCUCACCAGAAGUAAAAUUUCUUCAUGUUCAGGUUAAUGACAUAGGAGCCUAAAUGUGUAGUUGAUGUGCAGUUGAAUGAGAAAGAGCAAUAUACUAGAACACGACUUCAACUUGAAUCUCCAAUUGUCCAUUCUUUAUUUACAUCACAGUCUAGAAACCUGUGUUCAAUGCUUUUGACACUACUUGACCAAACGGUCUUAAGAAAUAAGAUUUUGCAUAAUGUGUCUAGCUGGUUUUGUGUACAAAUCAUGUUAUUCAUUGAUUCACAUAUUUCUCGGAGCACCUACUAUGUGCUAGGCACUGUGAUGAGGUUCAGGUUUUAUAAGGGUAAACAAAAGCAACCAGGUAGAUUGCAAAAGGUCUUCCUAACAUAUCAGUAGCCAUACAGCACAUGUCUAGUUCAGGGCUCAAGGAGUAAUAGAUACCACAUAUUUCCCAAGACACGAUGGAAAUUUAAAUAUAAAUGAGUUAUGGAAGGGACGUGUUUGAGGCACUGUUUGAAACCAUGGCAAAACAUGAAGAGCGAAAGGAAAGGCAUUGCCCCUAGGUAAAAUAACAUGGAAGUGAAGAAGAUGUAGAAUUCUUAAUAGAAACUUAAAUUUCUUAGUAACAUCUUAGUUGAAGAGAGAAUCCCGUUCAAUUAAUUCUGGUCAGUGCACCCAGAAAGAUGCUAUAAUCUUAACUAACCCUUUCCAAUAACUCUUAGGUAAAUAAUGUAGCCUGCCUUUCCCUAAUGUUCAAACCGAAAGGAAGCUAAAGAGAAUUAAAACUAAACCUUGAUUUUCAUUUUGUAGUCUGGUGAGAAGGAAGAGAUGUUGCAUCCCUGUUUUUUCUCCAUAAUGGAUAAAACUGGUGUUCUAAAGUUUUUAUUCUAGUACAGUAGAAUUGGCUCCCCCAUCCCCCAUUAUGAAGUCACAGAAUUUUUAACUACAAGAAACUUCAGCAGUACCUUAGUCCUUUUUAAUGGCCUAAAUUCCCAAUUUUUACUUUAAGAUUUUCUGGUUAAAAAAAAAAUUUUUUUAAGAUAAAUCAUUGUAUUUUGUGAGUGCUUAUUCUUGAAUUUUCCUUAUCAUUUAUCAUUAACUUGGAUUGUUGGAUUUGCAACUCAAAUUCUGCAUGCCAAAAUAUCCAUAUUCACCUUUAAAAGAGGUAUUUGGUGUAUUCCACCAUGAAAUGUCCCAACUUUGCCCAGGAAGUAGGAGGGUGGGUAUCCUGUAUUUUCCUAAUACUUGGUGACCUUAGAAAACCAAGUUUCUUUUACAGAGAUGUAUAAACUGAGGAAUCUCUAUACCUCCGUGGAGCUUUCACUCUUAAUCAGUAAAGACUAUCUCUAUAAGAAAGACUUCCCUAAGAAAGACAGGAAGGAGGGAUUGAGCCUGGAAGGGAGAGCCAGAGAUGAUCAGGCCAUAGAAAUGGGCUGUGACGAGAUAGUGUGUUCUCCUGAAGAAUAACUUCCAACUCUAUUCCUGGUUCUUCAAACUCAAAAGGAGGCUAAAGGGAAAUAAAAAAAGCCCACUGAUUUCCAUCUUGACUGCAAAACCCACAGAAUGCCUGGGGGAGAAAAAAGGUAAACCCAAGAUUGGAUUUAAAAUGGGUUUAAGUAAACUGAAUUAUUCUUAACUUACCCUUUUAUGGAGUUUUUUUUUUUUUUUUUUUAAGGUUUUGAGUUCACAUAAUGUUAAAUUGCCAUGAUUAGAAUGUGAAAUUUGAUUUGAGACAUUUUAUGGGCAAGGUGAUGGUUUUCUAUUGAGUUAUCCGGUGGCAGCUUUUGCUGCUGCUCAGGAUUUAGUGUUGUGCACCUGUGUCUGUUAAAUAAUGCCGAUGUUGCUCAUAAACACUAUUUUGCCAACUUGAGUCAACAAUUUUAUUAACUUUAAUCGUGGGUUCUCUUUCUAAAUAUUUAAAAUUUAAAUUAGCCCAAUAAGAAAGCAGUGCAUUAAAUGUUAUCAAAAUACUUGAAGAUACCUUAGAACUAUUAUUUUACACACAGCCUGUUCCCUUUCUAUGGAAAGGGUGGUACAAAAACUUUUACUUUAUUACUUUCUUUCCAAAAACCAAUAUCUGAUGUUUCCAGAUACCUAGAGCUUGGAAAUGAUGGAGUUGGACUUUGGCCCGAGGUUAGCAAUUCUCAUUUUAGGUUUUUGGGCAAUAGCAAUUUGAAGACCUGGGUGGUAACCCCAGCUGAACGUAUAUGUAAUCACUUAACACAAACUUUAAAGUAAUGAAACUUUUCCAGAGUCUCAGAUUUGGUUUCUCCUCUGUUGUUGCAUAAGGAGAUGGAUUCUGGGCUGGGAAGGACCUAACCGUUUGUUCCUUGAUAAUAGACUACUGAUUGAAGGGCAGGCUCUUACUGAAUUCGUGAAAUUCAUAGAAUCCAUAAAAGAUCUCGAGUACAUGACUAAUGAAACUCUGGAAAUAAACCUUUCUCAGCCAUAAGUGCUAUGACCUAUUUUUUUUUAAAACCCGUCUUAAUCCUGUGACUCAUUGCAUCACACCUUAAAACUUUUUCACCAGCACCAAGAGAAAUCAGAAUGGAAGAAAUGACCUUAUGUUGGUCUUGUUCACUUAAUCUUUGUGCACAUAGGCCUUAGCACUUUGACAGAUAAAACUCUGCCUUUUAGCUCCCCUCUCACUAUCGUCUUUAUUCCUCUCACUUUUAGACCGUUCCUUUUAUUGGUUGUAUAAAACUACCUUCCUCAGAAUUGAAUGUACAAUGUUUCUGCACAUGGGCAAAUUGUAUUUUAUCUUAAUGACUCAUUUAAGUUGAAUAAAGGCGUACAGUUUUACUCUA